CGGGGAAUGAAAGGGUGGGCGUUUCAAAAGUGGUGUAUCGUCCGUUAAUUCAGUUAUUAUUGGGAGUGGUUCCAAUGUUAAUGUGCGUCUUUUCUUUUCUAUCUCUGUCUCUUCUUCCCUGUUCUUCACUCGUCUCCGAUCUGCAGGGAAAAAUAAAAUAACGCUUCCGCAAACUUGGAAUCUCUAAGCCAUUCCACUUUGGCAAUUGUUCUGUUGGCGUAAUAAUAAUAAUAGAUAUUAGAUGGCGUACAAAGUGGACCAUGAAUACGACUACCUCUUCAAGGUUGUGUUGAUUGGGGACUCCGGGGUUGGAAAAUCCAAUAUCCUUUCCAGGUUUACGCGCAACGAGUUUUGCUUGGAGUCCAAGUCUACCAUUGGUGUUGAAUUCGCCACCAGAACAUUGCAGGUGGAAGGGAAGACUGUAAAGGCACAAAUAUGGGACACUGCAGGGCAAGAGAGGUAUAGAGCCAUCACAAGUGCAUACUACAGAGGAGCAGUUGGUGCCCUCUUGGUGUAUGACAUUACCAAGAGGCAAACAUUCGACAAUGUCCAGCGAUGGCUUCGCGAGCUAAGGGACCACGCCGACUCCAACAUUGUUAUCAUGAUGGCCGGAAACAAAUCCGACCUUAAUCAUCUGAGAGCAGUGUCUACUGAAGAUGCUGAAAGUUUGGCUGAAAAAGAAGGACUAUCUUUUCUUGAGACUUCAGCAUUGGAAGCCUAUAAUGUUGAGAAGGCAUUCCAAACCAUAUUGUUUGAUAUAUAUCACAUUAUAAGUAAAAAGGCGCUCGCGGCGCAGGAAGCCACUUCUGCCGGUGUUCCUCAGGGAACCACCAUAAAUGUCGCGAACACGGCCAAUAAUGCAGAGAGUAGAUCUUGUUGCUCUAAUUAACAGUUUGUAGAAAAAGAGGUGACACAGAAAAAAUGUUUGUUGUUUUGUUGGAAAUUUGAAUACACGUGAUGAGUAGUUGCUAGUUGUUGUUGUUACCAUUUGCUAGUUGUUGUUACAUUCUUUAAUUUCUGUAAGAUGGGAGAGGCAGAUAUUCUAGUCUUCAACAAUUUACAGCUUUGGCAUUAACUGAUUCUGAAAUGCUUGCAAUUCAGAAUUUGAUGAAUCUUAGUUCUCUCUAAGUCAGAGUUUUAG
Messenger RNA from Arachis stenosperma, 1141 nucleotides. Its product is annotated as ras-related protein Rab2BV-like. NCBI's taxonomy places the organism in Eukaryota, Viridiplantae, Streptophyta, Magnoliopsida, Fabales, Fabaceae. The record is from RefSeq and is a predicted model, not a curated record. The transcript is spliced from 2 exons. Gene Ontology annotation, cellular component: endosome. Bases 242 to 889 code for a protein of 215 amino acids. Gene Ontology annotation, molecular function: GTP binding; GTPase activity.